Tripterygium wilfordii is the source of this 2396-nucleotide messenger RNA. RefSeq lists its product as uncharacterized. NCBI's taxonomy places the organism in Eukaryota, Viridiplantae, Streptophyta, Magnoliopsida, Celastrales, Celastraceae. The transcript has 6 exons. The coding region runs from base 67 to 1713 and encodes 548 amino acids. The record is from RefSeq and is a predicted model, not a curated record.
UCUCCGAUUAAUUCGAUUCCUCUAUUUUCAAAAACACUAGAAAAAACAGAGUAGAAAAGACAGGGAAUGUACCAAACAAUUAGUUCAAGAGUUAUUGGUAGAGACAAAAUGCUGGUCCAAGUUACAGAACAUGGUGAAUCUUAUUGGGUUGAUAAUAAUGGUGUCGAUGAUGGAGGUGGAGUAGAGUUUGAAAGCGAUCAAAUCACUUACCUUGCCAAUAAAAGAUUAAUGUCAAUACCAGCAGAAACACGAGAGGAGAAAGAAUUGACUAUUAAUCUUCUCAAACUAAAACCUAUUGGUUUGAACAUUGGAAAUGCAUCUGCACUCCAAGACUUAUUGGAGAAACAACUUAAUCGGGCGGAGAGUAGUCAGAAUUCCAAAGCAAAUCGAAGCACGAAACAGCGUGUAGAUCAUUCGACAUUUCUUAAAAAUGCAGAGAAGAUGAAAGCUGCAAAUUUUUUUGCAAAGUUGGUAAAAAUUGGCUUGUGGCAGAUUGAAUCAAAGAUUGAAGGUGAUUUGGUGGCUAAGUGUUACUAUGCCAAGAAAAAGUUGGUGUGGGAAUAUUUAGACAAAUCAAUACGACUGAAGAAGAAGAUUGAAAUACAGUGGAGUGAUAUCUCAGCUAUUAGAGCAAUUAUUCACGAGGAUGAACAUGGAAUCCUUGACAUUGAGUUAAACAAUCCCCCAACGUUCCACGAUGAGGAUGAUCCACAGCCGAGAAAGCAUACUUGUUGGAAACCCACCAGAGACUUCACCAAUGGACAAGGUUCCAUUUAUAGGAGGCAUCGCCUUGUAUUCCCACCUGGAUGUCUUGACAAACAUUAUGAAAAGCUUUUGUCUUGCGACGAGCGGCUGUUUGAGUUGAGUCAGAAACCGUUUCCAAGUUCAAACUCUCCUUACUUCCGCUCAAAUUCAUUGAGACAAUCCAGUUUGUUUGAAAACAACAAUGCAUAUGGAGGUGAAAUGAAACACGGCUCACAAUUUUCUCUUUUGUAUGGAUCAUUGCCUGUGCUUGCUCCUUUGCAGACUCCAACAUAUGGACAACAAACAUUUCAACCAUUUUCUGCUUCAAAGGAAACAACAACUUCACCAGUAUCAGUUAUUGAAUAUCAACACGUGGAUGAGGGUGGCACUAGUUUUGUCAACAACCCAUUGACGACAUACUUUGAUCCUCAAGGAAUGACAAGUUAUGGAAAUAAUUUGCCUCAAAAUCAAGUUCAGGCAUUGAUGUACCAAGCAAAUAAUCCAGUUGCUUAUCACCAAAACGUCAAUAUAUCCACCCCACAAUCUGAGCUUAUAACUCUAAGCAGCCUUGAAGAUCAUUUUCUGAACGAUUCACUAGUUAUGGACAAUGAUGAAAGGAGUUUGCUUCCCAGGGUAGAUUCAUUGAAUGCACUAUCGCGUGAGCAUGUUGUUCCUGAGCAGUCUGACAUCUCUAACUUUGAUUGGAGAGUUUUGAGUCCUCCUAUACGCUCGAAUGAGAGCGAACAACUACUAUAUCAGCAACAUCAACAGCAAUUCCAUUACCCUUCACAAAUUCCUCCUAAUGAGAAUCUGGCAAUGCAUCAUUUGGUGAGUAACAACUCCAUAUAUCAGCAGCAUCCGUCACAACCACCAGCUUCUGUUCCUGAUUCUAGCAUGCAAGAUUCUUCCGCUCUUAAUACAAGAAAUGAGAUCAACGGGUGGGAUGCGUUUCCUGGUCGAAGACAUUAGGGAAGUUUUGUUACUUUGGUAUUUUUUACUUUUGAGUUCAGGCUAAGUGAUUAAUCUGUAAUCCUAGCCUUUUGUUUACCUAUAAUUUCAGCUUUCAAAUCAAGUAUUUAACAACCAUAAAUUCACACAGUAACUAUGACAACUUCCAGAUUUGGCUUAACGAGCCGAGCCCGAGCUCAAAUAUUUCAUCUUAUUAUCAUUCAGAAAAGCUAAUUUAACAACCAUAAAUUCACACAGUAACUAGUCCUGCAGGUUUCAGAUGGCCAGUUUCUUUUACAAGAAGAAACUUUUUUUACUGAACAGUAAGUAAAAGUAAAGAAAGAAGCCUUCUUUCAAUUAAAAAAAAUGUGACGUAUCCACUUAAAUCUAAACGUAAUGAGAAUCCUCGCGUAAACCAUUCUUUAUAAAUUCUAUGUGAACUCAUCAUUGGUUACUCUCUGCUCAUAAAAAUUCUCUCUCUGUUUGCUCUGUUUUUACGUCCUCUGUUUUUUCAAGAACUCAACCAGUGUGCUUACAUUCUUUGUAUGUAAAACUGAGAGAGGCAACCAAUUGGAUGGUCGGAGAUACAAAUUGGGUUAUUGAUAAAAUGGAUUCAGGAAAGAUUGAUAAAGAGAAAGUGAUGGAACAAGGUAAAGAAGAUGAUGAAUCUAUUGGGGAGAACAAUGAUGAAGAUGAUGAAGAUG